Molecule: messenger RNA, 381 nt
Organism: Opisthorchis viverrini
Lineage: Eukaryota; Metazoa; Platyhelminthes; Trematoda; Opisthorchiida; Opisthorchiidae
Exons: 2
Coding region: 1-381 (126 amino acids)
Source: RefSeq, a predicted model, not a curated record
AUGGUAUUGUACACGUACUCAGAUGCUGACUGGAUGUACAAAGUCAAUAUCUUUCGCCUCGUUCUCUACUACGCUGGUAUGGCAGCAAAUCUAUUUCUAACCAUCACAGCAGCGCACUGCAACUUCUCCUACAUCAUUCCAAAGGUCUUGUUGAUUACGCAAUCCUCUGUCGACUCUCUGCUGUCUUUCGCCGAUCACAUAUUUCGUGUUGAUGAAGAAGUUACAACGAACGGCACUACGUAUGCUGAUGACUAUUUGUGGAAAGACCAGAUCCAUGGGAAGCAUGACCGAAACCGAAUACUCCAAUACACAUUCGCAAAUGUGAUGGAAAGGGAACGGCACGGGCACGCUGGUGCAGGACUACCAAGAAGAAAACCUUAG